CGGAACAACAAAAAAAAAGUGGAUUUCGUCUCCAAAUCCACGUACUUCUAUUGACAUCAUCAAAAACUUCUGUAUUUUUAAGGAAAAAUGAGGGUUUUAGGGUUUAUAUUGGUCUUAAUUUACGGUAUAGUUCUUAUACAGACCUCAGAUGGACAACGAAGUCGGAAAGAGCCUGGACAGACAUCUCUCAAUGAGAAGGUGCAGCAAUUGUUGGACAUGUCAGGCAAGCGGGCAUUAAUGCGCUUCAAUGGGAACAAAUUUAGAGACUUUAUUAAAGCGACCCCUAGGAAUUAUUCUAUGGUGGUCAUGUUCACUGCGUUAGCCCCUCAACGCCAGUGCUCAAUUUGCAGACAUGCUCAUGAUGAGUUUCAAAUCCUGGCAACAUCAUUCCGGUAUGCGCACAUGUCCUCAAGCCGUUUGUUCUUUGCUAUGAUUGACUUUGACGAAGGCUCUGACAUAUUUCAGAUGAUGCGAUUGAACACUGCUCCUGUGUUCAUUCACUUCCCUGCCAAAGGGAAGCCCAAGGCAGCAGACACCCUUGAUAUACAGCGUGUGGGAUUCAGUGCAGAUGCCAUAGGCAAAUGGAUUUCAGAGAGAACCGAUGUUGCUAUUCGCAUUUUCCGGCCUCCCAAUUAUUCUGGCACAAUGGCUUGCAUACUAUUGCUGGUGCUUGUCGCUACCUUCCUGUAUGUCCGCCGGAACAACCUCGACUUCUUGUACAAUAAGACUGGAUGGGCCCUGAUGGCUUCGGUGUUUUGCUUUGCUAUGGUCUCAGGUCAGAUGUGGAAUCACAUCCGAACUCCUCCAUUCGUCCACAAGACGCCAUCAGGCGGUGUUGCCUACAUUCAUGGUUCUUCUCAGGGACAAUUUGUUCUAGAAACUUACAUUAUCUUUUUCCUGAACGCAGCUGUCUCUCUUGGAAUGAUCCUUAUUACUGAAGGUGCUGCUCGAAGAGGAGAUGUCAAGAAAAGGCGCAUUGUAGUUAUUGUGGGUCUUGCUCUUUUUGUUGUUUUCUUCAGCAGUAUUUUGUCCAUAUUCCGUGGCAAGGCACAUGGAUAUCCGUAUAGCUUCCUGUUUAAGUAGUCAAUGAAAUGAAAUCCCCAUGCAUCUGCAGCAGUUCCAAAAAUAAUGAAGAAAAUCUGAAAAUUUUGCUGAUGCAUGCCCCUACCAAGGAAAUGUGCAAUCUGUGUAUGAGCUUAGUUUUAAAUUUUGUAAUGUUGUUGGUUGUUUAAUUAAGUAUGUUUUCCUUUCUCAAUAUUUUUGGAGGAGUGUUAAUAUUAUCUUUGCACUUUGUGUGAUUGUGAUAAACCACUUCCCUUGUUGUUAAUGUUUUACUUCCUGCGCACUGAUGCAAGGUGCAACAUUUGAUAAACUUUUUAAAAGUGCUUUGACCCUUUUUUACUUUCACAUUAGCUAAUUUAUAAAAGUAAAAAAGCAGAAAAAAAAUAGAGUACAAAAUAAGCAUAAUAAAAAUAUGACAGUUUCAACUAAGGAACAACUACCGAAUUGCCACUAUAUUAUAUAGAUCAUAAUAUAAAUGGAAUUAUUGCUUUUCUCAUCUUUGGAUAUUCUUUAAAUUUCUCUUGAUACCACCAAUGUGUAAGAAAUGCAUUCUCAACCUGCAAUCAAUAGAAUUGUUAUCCUAUGAUUCAGAAUGAAAUUUCACUCAAGGACAAAAUAAAGGACAAAAUAAUGGACUCAUAA
Messenger RNA from Thrips palmi, 1704 nucleotides. RefSeq names its product tumor suppressor candidate 3 (gene Ostgamma). The coding region runs from base 88 to 1083 and encodes 331 amino acids. The transcript is spliced from 7 exons. Gene Ontology annotation, cellular component: oligosaccharyltransferase complex. The record is from RefSeq and is a predicted model, not a curated record. NCBI's taxonomy places the organism in Eukaryota, Metazoa, Arthropoda, Insecta, Thysanoptera, Thripidae.